Molecule: messenger RNA, 10114 nt
Organism: Tupaia belangeri chinensis (Chinese tree shrew)
Lineage: Eukaryota; Metazoa; Chordata; Mammalia; Scandentia; Tupaiidae
Product: E3 ubiquitin-protein ligase UBR4
Exons: 71
Coding region: 128-10114 (3328 amino acids)
Biological process (GO): ubiquitin-dependent protein catabolic process
Cellular component (GO): membrane; cytosol; nucleoplasm
Molecular function (GO): protein binding; zinc ion binding; ubiquitin-protein transferase activity
Source: RefSeq, a predicted model, not a curated record
GAGCGGCGCCGAAGAGGCGGCGGCAGCGGCGCCGGCGCCCGGGGCUCCGGCAACCGGGGUGGACACGACCCCGGGCUGGGAGGUGGCAGUGCGGCCUCUGCUGUCCGCGUCCUACUCCGCCUUCGAGAUGAAGGAAUUGCCGCAGCUGGUGGCCUCAGUCAUCGAGAGUGAGUCAGAAAUCCUGCACCACGAGAAGCAGUACGAGCCAUUCUACUCAUCUUUUGUUGCACUUUCCACACACUAUAUCACAACAGUUUGCAGCCUCAUUCCCCGAAACCAGCUUCAGUCGGUGGCUGCAGCCUGCAAAGUCCUCAUAGAGUUUUCUCUCUUGCGUCUGGAGAAUCCAGAUGAGGCUUGUGCUGUGUCCCAGAAACACUUGAUCCUCCUAAUCAAGGGCCUGUGCACUGGCUGUAGUCGACUAGAUAGAACUGAAAUUAUCACAUUUACUGCAAUGAUGAAAUCUGCCAAGCUGCCACAGACAGUGAAGACACUCUCAGAUGUGGAAGAUCAGAAAGAGUUGGCCUCACCAGUAAGCCCUGAACUGAGGCAGAAGGAGGUACAGAUGAAUUUUUUGAACCAGCUGACCUCAGUUUUCAACCCAAGAACUGUAGCAUCACCUCCCAUCAGCCCACAGACGAUGGUCGAAGGAGAAAAUGAUGAGCAGUCAUCUACAGAUCAAGCCUCUGCUAUCAAAACCAAGAAUGUGUUCAUAGCUCAGAAUGUGGCUAGUCUUCAAGAACUUGGUGGCUCAGAGAAGCUACUGCGUGUGUGUUUGAAUCUGCCGUAUUUCCUGCGCUACAUCAAUCGGUUCCAAGAUGCAGUGUUGGCCAAUUCUUUCUUCAUCAUGCCUGCAACAGUGGCAGACGCCACUGCUGUUCGUAAUGGUUUUCAUUCACUGGUGAUUGAUGUAACUAUGGCAUUGGAUACCCUCUCUCUACCUGUGUUGGAACCUCUCAACCCUUCUCGUCUGCAAGAUGUGACAGUCCUCAGCCUAAGUUGUCUGUAUGCAGGUGUGAGUGUGGCAACCUGCAUGGCCAUCCUUCAUGUGGGUAGUACCCAGCAAGUGCGCACAGGCUCCACGAGCUCCAAAGAAGACGACUAUGAAAGUGAUGCUGCUACCAUUGUCCAGAAAUGUCUGGAAAUCUAUGACAUGAUUGGACAAGCAAUCAGCAGCUCCCGCCGGGCUGGCGGUGAGCACUAUCAGAACUUCCAAUUGCUGGGUGCCUGGUGCUUGUUAAACAGCCUUUUCCUCAUAUUGAACCUCAGUCCUACUGCGUUGGCUGAUAAGGGGAAGGAGAAAGAUCCGCUGGCUGCCCUGCGAGUCAGAGACAUCCUUUCUCGGACCAAAGAGGGAGUGGGCUCUCCUAAACUGGGACCUGGAAAAGGGCAUCAGGGAUUUGGGGUGCUCUCAGUAAUAUUAGCAAACCAUGCCAUCAAACUGUUAACAUCACUUUUUCAAGACCUGCAAGUGGAGGCUCUUCACAAGGGCUGGGAGACAGAUGGUCCUCCUGCGGCCCUGAGCAUUAUGGCCCAAAGCACCUCCAUACAGAGAAUUCAGCGUCUGAUUGACUCUGUCCCCUUGACCAAUCUACUCUUGACGUUGCUUUCAACUUCCUACAGAAAGGCCUGUGUCCUGCAGCGGCAGAGGAAGGGUUCCAUGAGCAGUGAUGCCAGUGCCUCCACUGACUCAAACACCUACUACGAGGAUGAUUUCAGUAGCACGGAGGAGGACAGCAGCCAAGAUGAUGACAGUGAGCCUAUUUUGGGGCAGUGGUUUGAGGAGACCAUCUCCCCUAGUAAAGAGAAAGUGGCGCCUCCACCUCCUCCACCACCUCCUCCACUGGAGAGCUCUCCCCGGGUGAAAAGUCCCAGUAAGCAAGCCCCCGGGGAGAAGGGCAACAUUUUGGCUAGUCGCAAAGAUCCUGAGUUGUUCUUAGGUCUGGCUUCCAACAUUUUGAACUUCAUCACUUCUUCCAUGCUGAACUCUCGAAACAAUUUUAUCCGGAACUAUCUGAGUGUGUCUCUUUCAGAACACCAUAUGGCCACCCUGGCCAGUAUCAUCAAGGAGGUGGACAAAGAUGGACUCAAGGGUUCCUCAGAUGAAGAGUUUGCUGCAGCUCUCUACCACUUCAACCACUCUCUGGUAACUUCUGACCUUCAGUCACCUAACCUGCAGAAUACACUGUUGCAGCAGCUUGGAGUCGCUCCCUUUUCUGAGGGCCCUUGGCCCUUGUACAUUCACCCUCAAAGCCUCUCUGUGCUCUCACGCCUCCUGCUCAUCUGGCAGCAUAAAGCCAGCGCCCAGGGUGACCCUGAUGUCCCUGAAUGUCUUAAAGUUUGGGACAGGUUUUUGUCCACAAUGAAGCAGAAUGCCUUGCAGGGGGUGGUUCCCAGUGAGACGGAAGAUUUGAAUGUAGAACACUUGCAGCUGCUCCUCCUCAUCUUCCACAACUUCACAGAGAAAGGCCGGCGGGCCAUACUGACCCUCUUCGUGCAGAUCAUCCAGGAGCUGAGUGUUGACAUGGAUGUCCAGACGCGCUCCGUGCCGCUCAUCCUGGCGCGCCUCCUGCUGAUCUUCGAUUACCUGCUGCACCAGUACUCCAAAGCUCCUGUGUAUUUGUUUGAACAGGUGCAGCAUAACUUGCUAAGUCCUCCUUUUGGGUGGGCCAGUGGAUCCCAGGACAGCAACAGCCGCCGGACAACCACCCCUCUCUAUCAUGGGUUCAAAGAAGUAGAAGAAAACUGGUCUAAGCAUUUCUCAUCAGAUGCUGUCCCACAGCCCAGAUUCUACUGUGCCCUCUCUCCAGAAGCCUCAGAGGAUGAUUUGAACCGACUGGAUUCUGUGGCAUGCGAUGUUCUUUUCUCCAAGCUGGUGAAGUAUGAUGAGCUUUACACUGCACUAACGGCCCUGCUUGCUGCUGGGUCCCAGCUUGAUACAGUCAGGAGGAAGGAGAGCAAGAAUGUAACAGCCCUGGAGGCUUGUGCCCUUCAGUAUUACUUCUUGAUAUUGUGGAGGAUCCUAGGAAUUUUACCACCGUCAAAGACGUAUGUGAACCAGCUGGCUAUGAACUCGCCCGAGAUGAGCGAGUGUGACAUCUUACACACCCUGCGAUGGUCUUCCCGCCUCCGGAUCAGCUCCUAUGUCAGCUGGAUAAAGGAUCAUCUUAUCAAGCAGGGCAUGAAAGCGGAACAUGCGAGCUCUCUCAUAGAGCUGGCAUCUACCAAAUGUAGCUCAGUGAAAUACGAUGUUGAAAUUGUGGAGGAAUACUUUGCUCGGCAGAUCUCAUCAUUCUGUAGCAUCGACUGCACCACCAUCUUGCAGCUCCAUGAAAUCCCAAGUCUUCAGUCCAUCUAUACGCUUGGCGCGGCCAUCUCCAAGGUCCAAGUCUCUUUGGAUGAGCACUUUUCUAAGAUGGCCGCUGAGACGGAUCCUCAUAAGUCAUCUGAGAUCACCAAGAACCUCCUUCCUGCCACUCUGCAGCUCAUCGACAUCUACGCGUCGUUCACCAGAGCCUAUUUGCUACAGAACUUUAAUGAAGAGGGAACCACUGAAAAGCCUUCCCAGGAGAAACUGCAUGGCUUUGCUGCUGUUUUGGCUAUUGGGUCGAGUAGGUGCAAGGCGAACACUCUGGGUCCAACACUGGUUCAGAAUCUGCCAUCAUCGGUGCAGGCUGUGUGUGAGUCCUGGAGCAGCAUCAGUACCAAUGAGUUCCCCAACGCUGGGUCCUGGCGCAAUGCCUUUGCCAACGACACCAUCCCAUCAGAGAGCUACAUCAGUGCUGUGCAGGCUGCUCACCUGGGGACUCUCUGUGGCCAAAGCCUGCCCCUGGCUGCUUCCUUGAAGCAUACCCUGCUCUCGCUGGUCAGGCUGACAGGAGAUCUCAUCGUUUGGUCCGAUGAGAUGAACCCACCACAGGUGAUCCGGACCUUAUUACCCCUUCUUUUGGAGUCGAGCACUGAGAGUGUUGCUGAGAUCAGUAGCAAUUCCCUGGAACGCAUUUUGGGCCCUGCAGAGUCUGAUGAGUUCCUGGCUCGUGUGUAUGAGAAGCUGAUUACUGGUUGUUACAACAUUCUGGCCAAUCACGCAGAUCCCAAUAGUGGACUAGAUGAAUCCAUCUUGGAGGAGUGUCUUCAGUAUUUGGAAAAGCAGCUGGAAAGCAGCCAGGCUCGUAAAGCUAUGGAAGAGUUUUUCUCUGACAGUGGAGAACUUGUGCAGAUCAUGAUGGCAACAGCCAAUGAGAACCUCUCUGCUAAAUUCUGUAACCGAGUUUUGAAAUUCUUCACCAAACUCUUCCAGCUGACUGAGAAGAGCCCUAACCCGAGCCUUCUGCAUCUCUGUGGCUCUCUGGCACAGCUGGCUUGCGUGGAGCCUGUGCGUCUGCAGGCCUGGCUCACCCGCAUGACGACGUCACCCCCAAAAGAUUCCGAUCAGCUGGAUAUAAUUCAGGAGAACCGGCAGCUGUUGCAGUUACUGACCACAUACAUUGUUCGGGAAAACAGCCAAGUUGGGGAAGGUGUAUGUGCUGUUCUUCUUGGUACCCUGACCCCGAUGGCAACAGAGAUGCUGGCCAAUGGUGAUGGGACUGGCUUCCCUGAGCUCAUGGUUGUCAUGGCCACCCUGGCAAGUGCAGGUCAAGGUGCUGGUCACCUGCAGCUCCAUAAUGCUGCCGUGGACUGGUUAAGCAGAUGUAAGAAAUACCUGUCACAGAAGAAUGUGGUUGAGAAACUGAAUGCCAAUGUAAUGCAUGGAAAGCAUGUGGUCAUCUUGGAGUGCACGUGCCAUAUUAUGUCUUACUUAGCUGAUGUCACCAAUGCCCUGAGCCAGAGUCAUGGUCAAGGCCCAAGUCACCUCUCAGUGGAUGGGGAAGAACGUGCCAUUGAGGUGGACUCAGACUGGGUAGAGGAGUUGGCAGUGGAAGAGGAAGAUUCUCAGGCUGAGGACUCAGAUGAAGAUUCUCUUUGCAAUAAACUGUGCACUUUUACGAUAACACAGAAAGAAUUCAUGAAUCAGCAUUGGUACCACUGUCAUACCUGUAAAAUGGUUGACGGGGUCGGUGUGUGUACGGUAUGUGCCAAGGUGUGCCACAAGGAUCAUGAGAUUUCCUAUGCCAAGUAUGGAUCCUUCUUCUGUGACUGUGGAGCCAAGGAAGAUGGCAGCUGUUUGGCACUGGUGAAGAGAACUCCCAGCAGUGGCAUGAGCUCUACCAUGAAGGAAUCGGCAUUUCAGAGUGAGCCCAGGGUCUCAGAGAGUCUGGUCCGCCAUGCCAGCACCUCAGCAGCUGACAAGGCCAAGGUCACCAUCAGUGAUGGGAAGCUUGCCGAUGAAGAGAAGCCUAAGAAGAGCAGCCUGUGUCGUACAGUAGAGGGCUGCCGGGAAGAGCUGCAGAACCAGGCCAAUUUCUCCUUCGCUCCUCUUGUGCUGGACAUGCUCAAUUUCCUCAUGGAUGCCAUUCAGACCAACUUUCAGCAGGCUUCGGCUGUGGGGAGCAGCAGCCGGGCCCAGCAGGCCCUCAGUGAGCUGCAUACCGUGGACAAGGGGGUUGAGAUGACAGACCAGCUGAUGGUUCCCACCCUAGGCUCCCAGGAAGGUGCCUUUGAGAAUGUUCGCAUGAAUUACAGUGGAGACCAGGGCCAGACUAUUCGGCAGCUGAUCAGCGCCCAUGUGCUUAGGCGUGUGGCUAUGUGUGUGCUCUCCUCCCCCCAUGGGCGUCGCCAGCAUUUGGCUGUGAGCCACGAGAAGGGCAAGAUCACUGUUCUACAGCUGUCUGCACUCCUGAAGCAAGCUGAUUCCAGCAAAAGGAAGUUGACUCUGACCCGCUUGGCUUCUGCCCCAGUUCCCUUUACCGUGCUGAGCCUCACAGGAAACCCCUGCAAGGAGGACUACCUGGCAGUUUGUGGACUAAAGGAUUGCCACGUGCUCACCUUUAGUAGCUCAGGCUCUGUUUCGGAUCACUUGGUGCUGCACCCCCAGUUGGCAACGGGGAACUUCAUUAUCAAAGCCGUGUGGUUACCUGGUUCCCAGACCGAGUUAGCAAUCGUCACUGCAGACUUUGUCAAGAUUUAUGACUUGUCUGUUGAUGCCUUGAGUCCAACCUUCUACUUUCUUCUACCGAGCUCAAAGAUAAGAGAUGUUACGUUCCUCUUUAAUGAGGAAGGAAAGAACAUCAUUGUUAUAAUGUCUUCGGCCGGGUACAUCUAUACUCAACUCAUGGAAGAGGCCAGUAGUGCCCAGCAGGGACCUUUCUAUGUCACUAAUGUGCUGGAGGUCAAUCACGAGGACCUGAAGGACAGUAACAGCCAGGUGGCAGGCGGUGGUGUGUCCGUCUACUACUCCCACGUGUUGCAGAUGCUGUUCUUCAGCUACUGCCAGGGCAAAUCGUUUGCAGCUACCGUCAGCAGGACGACACUGGAGGUGUUGCAGCUCUUCCCCAUCAACAUCAAAAGUUCCAACGGUGGCAGUAAGACUUCUCCUGCCCUUUGUCAGUGGUCAGAGGUGAUGAACCACCCUGGCUUGGUGUGUUGUGUGCAGCAAACAACAGGUGUGCCACUAGUAGUCAUGGUGAAACCAGAUACUUUUCUCAUCCAGGAGAUUAAGACUCUGCCUGCUAAAGCAAAGAUCCAAGACAUGGUUGCUAUCAGGCACACGGCCUGCAACGAGCAGCAGCGGACGACGAUGAUCUUGCUAUGUGAGGACGGCAGCCUGCGCAUCUACAUGGCCAACGUGGAGAACACCUCCUACUGGCUCCAGCCAUCCCUGCAGCCCAGCAGUGUGAUCAGCAUAAUGAAGCCUGUUCGGAAGCGCAAAACGGCUACAAUCACAACCCGCACCUCUAGCCAGGUGACUUUCCCCAUUGACUUCUUUGAACACAACCAGCAGCUGACGGAUGUGGAGUUCGGUGGUAACGACCUCCUGCAGGUCUAUAAUGCGCAGCAGAUAAAGCACCGGCUGAAUUCUACCGGCAUGUAUGUGGCCAACACCAAGCCCGGCGGCUUCACCAUUGAGAUAAGUAACAACAACAGCACUAUGGUAAUGACAGGCAUGCGGAUCCAGAUUGGGACCCAGGCGAUUGAACGGGCUCCGUCAUACAUCGAGAUCUUCGGCAGAACUAUGCAGCUUAACCUGAGUCGCUCACGCUGGUUUGACUUCCCCUUCACUAGAGAAGAAGCCUUGCAAGCUGAUAAGAAGCUGAGCCUCUUCAUUGGGGCCUCGGUGGAUCCAGCAGGUGUCACCAUGAUAGAUGCUGUAAAAAUUUACGGCAAGACCAAGGAGCAGUUCGGCUGGCCUGAUGAGCCCCCUGAAGAAUUCCCUUCUGCCUCCGUCAGCAACAUCUGUCCUUCUACCCUAAGCCAGAGUAAUGGCACUGGAGAUAGUGACUCGGCUGCCCCUGCCACAGCCAGUGGAACCGUCCUGGAGAGUUCUGAAACUGAGUCCCUAACCAAGCUGGACCGGCUGGUUGUGAGUUCUUUAGAAGCCCUGGAAAGCUGCUUUGCUGUUGGCCCAAUCAUCGAGAAGGAGAGAAACAAGAAUGCAGCUCAGGAGCUGGCCACUCUGCUGCUGUCCUUGCCAGCACCUGCCAGUGUUCAGCAGCAGUCCAAGAGCCUCCUGGCCAGCCUGCACACCAGCCGCUCGGCCUAUCACAGCCACAAGGAUCAGGCCUUACUGAGCAAAGCUGUGCAGUGUCUGAAUGCAUCCAGCAAAGAAGGCAAGGACUUGGACCCCGAGGUGUUCCAAAGGCUGGUGAUUACAGCUCGGUCCAUUGCCAUCAUGCGCCCUAACAACCUUGUCCACUUUACGGAGUCAAAGCUGCCCCAGAUGGAAACAGAAGGCAUGGAUGAGGGGAAAGAACCACAGAAGCAGUUGGAAGGGGAUUGCUGUAGUUUCAUCACCCAGCUCGUGAACCACUUCUGGAAACUGCAUGCAUCCAAGCCCAAGAACGCCUUCUUGGCCCCUGCCUGCCUACCAGGCCUAACUCAUAUCGAAGCUACCGUGAAUGCUCUGGUAGACAUUAUCCAUGGCUACUGUACCUGUGAGCUGGACUGUAUUAACACAGCAUCCAAGAUCUACAUGCAGAUGCUGCUGUGUCCUGAUCCUGCUGUGAGCUUCUCUUGUAAACAAGCUCUAAUUCGAGUCCUAAGGCCCAGGAACAAACGGAGACACGUGACACUGCCCUCUUCACCACGCAGCAACACUCCAAUGGGAGACAAGGAUGAUGAUGACGAUGAUGACGCAGAUGAGAAAAUGCAGUCAUCAGGGAUCCCGAAUGGUGGUCACAUCCGUCAGGAAAGCCAGGAACAGAGUGAGGUGGACCAUGGAGAUUUUGAAAUGGUGUCUGAGUCGAUGGUCCUGGAGACAGCUGAGAAUGUCAACAAUGGCAACCCCUCUCCCCUGGAGGCCCUGCUGGCAGGCGCAGAGGGCUUCCCCCCAAUGCUGGACAUCCCACCUGAUGCAGAUGACGAGACCAUGGUUGAACUAGCCAUUGCCCUGAGCCUGCAGCAGGACCAGCAAGGCAGCAGCAGCAGUGCCCUGGGCCUGCAGAGCCUGGGAUUGUCCGGCCAGGCACCCAGUUCUUCCUCUCUGGACGCAGGAACCCUCUCUGACACCACAGCAUCAGCUCCAGCCUCAGACGACGAAGGCAGCACAGCAGCGACUGAUGGUUCCACCCUUCGGACCUCUCCUGCUGACCACGGUGGUAGUGUGGGCUCGGAGAGCGGGGGAAGUGCAGUGGACUCGGUGGCUGGCGAGCACAGUGUAUCUGGCCGGAGCAGUGCUUAUGGCGAUGCCACAGCCGAGGGGCAUCCGGCUGGCCCUGGAAGUGUCAGCUCAAGCACUGGCGCUAUCAGCACCACCACCGGGCACCAGGAGGGAGAUGGCUCAGAAGGAGAAGGAGAAGGGGAAGCUGAAGGAGACGUCCACACUAGCAACAGGCUGCACAUGGUCCGUCUGAUGCUGUUGGAGAGAUUACUGCAGACCUUGCCCCAAUUACGAAAUGUUGGAGGUGUCCGGGCCAUCCCGUACAUGCAGGUCAUUCUGAUGCUCACGACCGACCUGGAUGGAGAGGAUGAGAAAGACAAGGGGGCCCUUGACAACCUGCUGUCUCAGCUCAUUGCUGAACUGGGCAUGGAUAAAAAGGAUGUGUCCAAGAAGAACGAGCGCAGCGCCCUGAAUGAAGUCCAUUUGGUAGUCAUGAGACUCCUGAGUGUCUUCAUGUCCCGCACCAAAUCUGGAUCCAAGUCUUCCAUUUGUGAGUCGUCCUCCCUCAUCUCCAGUGCCACAGCAGCAGCCCUGCUGAGCUCUGGGGCUGUGGACUACUGCCUGCAUGUGCUCAAGUCACUGCUGGAGUAUUGGAAGAGCCAGCAGAAUGAUGAGGAACCAGUGGCGACCAGCCAGUUGCUGAAACCACAUACCACUUCAUCUCCACCCGACAUGAGCCCAUUCUUUCUCCGCCAGUAUGUGAAGGGUCAUGCUGCUGAUGUGUUUGAGGCCUAUACUCAGCUUCUGACAGAGAUGGUCUUGAGGCUGCCAUACCAGAUCAAAAAGAUUGCUGACACCAAUUCUCGAAUCCCACCCCCUGUCUUUGAUCAUUCGUGGUUUUACUUUCUCUCAGAGUACCUGAUGAUCCAGCAGACGCCAUUCGUGCGCCGCCAAGUCCGCAAACUUCUGCUCUUCAUCUGUGGCUCAAAGGAGAAGUACCGCCAACUCCGGGAUUUACACACCCUGGAUUCCCACGUGCGUGGGAUCAAGAAGCUGCUAGAAGAGCAGGGAAUAUUCCUUCGGGCAAGCGUGGUCACAGCCAGCUCAGGUUCUGCCCUGCAGUAUGACACACUCAUCAGCCUGAUGGAGCACCUGAAAGCCUGUGCAGAGAUUGCUGCCCAGCGGACCGUCAACUGGCAGAAGUUCUGCAUCAAAGACGACUCUGUCCUGUACUUCCUGCUCCAAGUCAGUUUCCUCGUGGAUGAAGGGGUGUCCCCAGUGCUGCUGCAGCUGCUCUCCUGUGCACUGUGUGGCAGCAAAGUGCUCGCUGCUCUGGCGGCCUCUGUAGGGUCCUCUUCCAGUGCUGCUUCCUCCUCAGCCCCUGUGGCUGCCAGUUCGGGGUGUGGUGCUUGUUUGGUCUAA